Penicillium expansum is the source of this 750-nucleotide messenger RNA. RefSeq lists its product as uncharacterized. Lineage: Eukaryota; Fungi; Ascomycota; Eurotiomycetes; Eurotiales; Aspergillaceae. The record is from RefSeq and is a predicted model, not a curated record. The coding region runs from base 1 to 750 and encodes 249 amino acids. The transcript is spliced from 3 exons.
AUGCCCCGGUUUCUUGACUUUGACCACCUGUGUGGUACUGAAAUUACACUCGACCAGCCUUCCCUUUCGCCCCCUCGCACGUUCGUCCUCGACGAAAAGAUAUCCGAAGACUACCAAACGAUGACUCAGCGGAUAUAUGAUCAAGGGUUGGGGCCUCCGUUUGCCGUCAUUAAGUUUUCUUGUCACAACCUUCUGGACCCUGGUCAGCAGGGCUUCAUGCGUAUCUACUUGCAGAUACCUAUUGAUGGUACCUUUUCUAGCGCUCCAGAAGUCCGAGCCCAGCAGGCCAUCAGCCAGCGCACCCACACGGAGCUCAAAGCGCUUGCGACUCUAGAUCGCGAAAACUGUACGGCAGUACCGAAAUUGCUUGGCUAUGGAGAAGGGUUGCAAGGCACUGAAGAAUUCGUGCCUGGUGGCUACAUCAACUACGUUGCGUGGACACGGGUACCUGGUGAACCCGUAGACUACUAUUCUUUCUGGAAACGCGACUUUGAAUACCGCCGGCAACUGCGCUCCGCCUUUCGUACCGCCUAUGAAGAACUCAGUAGGUGUUCUUGGCAACCUAGACUUACCCCUCCGAGCAAGCUCAUCUACGAUGAUGUCACCAAGGCUAUGCACAUUUCCGGAUUCCGAGGAGCCUAUCCAAUGGACACUGAGCCAUUCUCAGACGAGACCUACGCGUUAUGGGGAUUGGCAAAGCCAUCUGACAGGCUGGAUUGGUAUCUUGAUAGCUCUGACUGGACCUGGUAA